Fragaria vesca subsp. vesca is the source of this 747-nucleotide messenger RNA. Its product is annotated as casparian strip membrane protein POPTRDRAFT_763057-like. Bases 98 to 700 code for a protein of 200 amino acids. The transcript has 3 exons. The record is from RefSeq and is a predicted model, not a curated record. Lineage: Eukaryota; Viridiplantae; Streptophyta; Magnoliopsida; Rosales; Rosaceae.
AUCACAAGCUUCUUAGUCUCUCCACUUGCAGUUCUCAUUUCAGAAAGAGUUUCAAUCAAAGUCUUAAGAAGAUUUUUCUCUUUCUCUGUCAACUAAAAUGAAGAGUGGAGAAGCAACCACCAUUGAUGUUCCUGAGGCAAGUGGAGCAACCAAAGGAAAAGCACCUGUUUUGAUGGUUCCUAGGAAAGAAAAGGGAGGAAUGAAGAGAGGGCUUGCGAUUAUUGACUUGAUUAUAAGGAUAGGUGCAAUGGUGGCUGCUCUAGCUGCUGCAGCCACCAUGGGAACUAGUGAUCAGAACCUUCCUUUCUUCACUCAGUUCUUCCAGUUUGAAGCUAGCUAUGAUGACAUGCCUAGUUUCGAGUUUUUCUUGAUAGCAAUGUCAAUUGUAGCUGGCUACCUGGUGCUAUCUCUCCCCUUCUCCAUAGUAGCCAUAGUUCGCCCUCAUGCCGGUGGACCAAGGCUCUUGCUCCUCAUCGUGGACAUUGCGGCGCUUACUCUAGCCACUUCUGCUGCUGCGGCUGCAACAUCCAUAGUCUACUUAGCCCACAAUGGCAAUUCCAACUCGAACUGGCUCGCCAUUUGCAACCAGUUUGGUGAUUUCUGCCAGAAGGUCAGUGGGGCUGUGGUGGCAUCCUUCAUCACUGUUGUUUCCUUCAUGUUCUUGAUUCUGCUGUCUGCUUUGGCUCUCCGAAAGCAUUAAUCUAGAAGAAGAUGGAGAGAAGCUCUUCAAAUGAUUGCAAUGUUGUU